This is a messenger RNA of Apis florea (little honeybee), 3022 nucleotides long. It is a transcript of the gene alpha-Cat, whose product is annotated as catenin alpha. Gene Ontology annotation, molecular function: cadherin binding; beta-catenin binding; structural molecule activity. The record is from RefSeq and is a predicted model, not a curated record. NCBI's taxonomy places the organism in Eukaryota, Metazoa, Arthropoda, Insecta, Hymenoptera, Apidae. Gene Ontology annotation, biological process: cell migration; cell-cell adhesion. Gene Ontology annotation, cellular component: adherens junction; actin cytoskeleton; catenin complex.
UUUCUCUGUUUGCAAAUGCGCUGUUGCCACGUUGUUCACUAUAGCUUAUAUCUAAAGUAGGCUUUGAUAUUUUCCGUAUGCCAAUGUGAACAUUUUUUUGUGAUCAGACUGAUCAUUCUGACGCACCCUAACUUUUUCAAACAUUCUCAUCAACAUCUUCUUAUUAACAUUAUAUCAUUUAGUUUUUCUUUUUUAUAAUAGAAUUGACUUAUUUGAAAUAACAAAAAUGUCAGAUCACUUUGGCCCAAUAACUUUAAAAUGGGAUCCUAAAAAUUUAGAGAUUCGUACUAUGUCUGUAGAAAAAACGUUGGAACCCUUAGUUUUACAAGUUACUACACUUGUAAAUACAAAGGGUCCUAGUAAAAAAAAGAAAGGAAAAUCAAAAAGAGCUAGUGCUUUAGUUGGAACUGUUGAAAAAGCAACCAAUAAUUUUAUUGAGAAAGGUGAACAAAUAGCAUAUGAAAAUCCUGACAUUACUGCAGAAAUGUUAAGUGCUGUUGAAGAAGUAAGAAAAACAGGUGCUGCAAUGAGCAUUGCUGCUAGAGAGUUUUCAGAAGAUCCCUGUUCUUCUUUAAAAAGAGGCAAUAUGGUUCGUGCUGCAAGAAAUUUAUUAUCUGCAGUAACACGUUUGCUUAUUUUAGCAGAUAUGGUUGAUGUGCAUUUGUUGUUGAAAUCAUUGCAUGUAGUAGAAGAUGAUUAAAAAUUAAAGAAUGCAUCUUCACAGGGAGAGUUAUUAGAAAAUAUAAAACAAUUUGGUAGAAAUGCAUCAGAACUUAUGAAUCAAGCUGCAAAACGUCAACAAGAAUUAAAAGAUCCUCAAUUAAGAGAUGAUUUGGCUGCAGCAAGAGCUGUUCUUAAAAAACACUCUACUAUGCUUUUAACAGCCUCCAAAGUUUAUGUUCGACAUCCUGAAUUAGCUGCAGCAAAAGCAAAUCGUGAUUAUGUUUUAAAACAAGUCUGUGAAGCUGUAAAUACCAUUAAUGAUGUAGCACAAGGAAAAACUCCAAUUGAUACUCAACAUCCUUAUGAAGGACCUGGAGAAUUAGCUGCUGCAUUAGAUGAUUUUGAUGAAAGAAUGGUAAUGUCUCCACUUGCAUAUAAUGAAGUACGUACAAGACCCAGUCUUGAGGAAAGACUGGAAAGUAUCAUCAGUGGUGCUGCAUUAAUGGCAGAUUCUUCAUGCACUCGAGAUGAACGUAGAGAACGUAUUGUUGCAGAAUGUAAUGCAGUUAGGCAAGCACUUCAAGAUUUAUUAAGUGAAUAUAUGAAUAAUUUACAGCUUGCUCGGGGUGGGAAACGGAUGGGUGUCAAAGAACAAUCAGAAGGCUUAGAAAGAGCAAUUGAUCAUAUGUGUAGAAAAACUCGGGAUCUUCGUAGACAAUUACGAAAGGCUGUAGUAGAUCAUGUGUCAGAUAGUUUUUUAGAAACAAGCGUACCUUUAUUGGUUCUUAUUGAAGCUGCAAGAAAUGGUCGUGAUAAGGAAGUAGAAGAAUAUGCAUUAGUUUUUACAGAACAUGCUAAUAAAUUAGUUGAGGUUGCCAAUUUAGUGUGUAGUAUGUCAGGAAAUGAAGAUGGUGUAAAAAUGGUUCGGUAUGCAGCAGCACAAAUUGGAAAUUUAUGUCCACAAGUAAUCAAUGCAGCUCGUGUGCUUGCAGCUCGUAAUCGAUCUAAAGUAGCUUUAGAUAAUAUGGAAGUAUUCCGACAAGCAUGGGAAAAUCAAGUAAGAGUAUUAACUGAAGCUGUUGAUGAUAUUACUACUAUUGAUGAUUUCUUAGCUGUAUCUGAGAAUCACAUCUUAGAAGAUGUAAAUAAAUGUGUAUUGGCAUUACAAGAAUGUGAUGCUGAUACUUUAGAUAGAACCGCGGGUGCGAUUCGUGGACGAUCUGCCAGAGUGUGUAAUGUUGUUCAAGCAGAAAUGGAUAAUUAUGAGCCUUGUAUCUAUACAAAACGAGUUUUAGAAGCUGUGAAAGUUCUAAGAGAACAAGUGAUGCCGAAAUUUGCGCAGAGAGUAGAAGUGGCAGUGGAUGCAUUGGGUAGUAAUCCAGCUAAAGAUGUAGAUGAAAAUGAUUUUAUAGAUGCUUCAAGAUUAGUUUACGAUGGUGUUCGUGAAAUUAGGCGUGCCGUAUUGAUGAACAGAGCGGAUGAAGAUUUAGAUCCAGAAGAUGUUGAACUUGAUGAACAUUAUACAUUAGAAACUCGUAGUAAAUCGAGCGCGCAAACCGGUGAACAUGGUGUUGAUGAAUAUCCAGAAAUAAGUGGUAUUACUACGGCUCGUGAAGCUAUGCGUAAAAUGCCAGAAGAAGAUAAACAAAAAAUCUUACAACAAGUAGAAUACUUCAAAAGUGAGAAACUAAAGUUUGAUAAAGAAGUUGCCAAAUGGGAUGAUGCAGGAAAUGAUAUUAUUGUACUUGCAAAGCAUAUGUGUAUGAUUAUGAUGGAAAUGACAGAUUUUACUAGAGGUCGCGGACCUUUAAAGACGACUAUGGAUGUCAUUAAUGCAGCAAAAAAAAUUUCUGAAGCUGGAACUAAAUUAGAUAAAUUAACAAGACAAAUAGCAGAUCAAUGUCCAGAAAGUUCUACUAAAAAAGAUCUUUUAGCUUAUCUACAACGUAUAGCAUUAUAUUGUCAUCAAAUGAAUAUUACAAGUAAAGUUAAAGCAGAUGUACAAAAUAUUAGUGGAGAAUUAAUUGUAUCUGGACUUGACAGUGCAACUUCUCUUAUUCAGGCAGCUAAAAAUUUAAUGAAUGCAGUUGUACUUACUGUUAAAGCUUCAUAUGUUGCAUCAACCAAAUAUCCUCGACAAUCUACAGUAACUUAUUCACCAAUUGUUGUAUGGAAAAUGAAAGCACCAGAAAAGAAACCAUUGGUACGUCCUGAGAGACCAGAAGAAGUUAGAGCAAAAGUACGUAAAGGUUCACAGAAAAAAGUGCAAAAUCCGAUACACGCAUUAUCUGAAUUUCAGAGUCCUACAGAAAGUGUUUAAAAUUUUACAUGUAAGUAAUUUAAUAAAAAUGAAAUUUAA